This is a messenger RNA of Oryzias latipes (Japanese medaka), 3146 nucleotides long. RefSeq names its product zic family member 6 (gene zic6). Gene Ontology annotation, molecular function: DNA-binding transcription factor activity, RNA polymerase II-specific; RNA polymerase II cis-regulatory region sequence-specific DNA binding. Gene Ontology annotation, cellular component: nucleus. The record is from RefSeq and is a predicted model, not a curated record. Lineage: Eukaryota; Metazoa; Chordata; Actinopteri; Beloniformes; Adrianichthyidae. Gene Ontology annotation, biological process: regulation of transcription by RNA polymerase II.
AAGUUUAUAGUCUUGGAAAUAAAUGAACAAAUUUGAAGAUGUUAUUUUUUGGUCGAUGUUUGCUUUCAUUCCCUGUGACUUGACGCGUUUUAAAAAGUUACAUUCCGCUCAUUCAUUGCGCACGUCCUCGCAAUAAUUGGCGUGGACACACAAAGACCAGCCUCUGUAAAGCUUGUGGGGCAGGAGUGGGCCUAGUUUGUAGUAAAAUAAAAAGACCUUCACUGUGUUUUAUUUCACCCUUUUUCGUCUCUUGUGCCUGAUCUGAUCAUUGGACUCCCGUUAGAGGAUCAGUGCAACAUGAAGCUGCGCAUUUUACCUUUGCAUAGAUUUGGGGAAGGGGUACUAUGGGAGCAGGCUGAAGUUAAAGAGUAGAAGGGAGAAGCACCGCGGCACAUUUCAAAGCAUUUUCUCUGCGAUAUUUGAAAACGGAGUCGUGCAGCGAACGCCUGCGUGUCCUUUUUAAAACAAACCCAGCGCCUGUCAAUCACUCGGCGUUCCAGCCAAUCCCAAAGCUCCCUUUUUAAAAGCAGGUUUGCCUGCUGUGCUUUUAUAUUUCACUAUGGCCUGCUUCGAAGCAUUUUUACCACCACGGUUAUUGCCACAAAUCAAGAGGGCAAAGUGAACGGGAUGGGACUCCCAGCACCUUUAACGGUACUGAGUCUUCUUGCUGCUUCUGCGAAGUUCACGGCUCAGAAUUUCACAUGCAGAUGAUGCACAGCAAGGAGAAAAAAUGGGAGCAGACUUUCCCUGAGUGCUGUGGUGGUUGAUCCUGCAAACUCAUAGCCAAACUCACAAAACAACAUGACAAGCCUUUCGAGGUUUAGUGGCUGCCCUCUCUCUUGCGUCAACCCCGGGGAGAGCAAUACUGAACCCAGCGUGGUGCUGCCACCUUUGGCAGGAGAGCACAUGGGACACCCCACUGGCAGUUCCUUAAAACUCUGCCCCUCGCACAAUUUGAGAGACUACCCCGAGACGAGGUCCACUGCAUUUGUUGACCACUCGGUCAGUUUUUCAGACUCUGGAUACCCCAGUCACCGGUUAGAGCACAGCCCCAGGGGCAUUAUCAUUGGAGCCAAUCUUUCUGGAGCCGGCAUGCCACCCGUCACUGAUCAACUGGCAUCAAGAGCUAACCAACAUGGCGGGAUUGGAAGGUAUCGUGACUUUGCUGGCUGCAGAGACAACAGAAGCCAUGCGUUUUUCACCAGCUAUCAGGAGCAGGCCCAUGCCUCCGCCGACGCACCUCGAGACCUUGGCAGCCAGAUGAUGCUGGGCAUCCCUGGCGACCUCCUCACCCGGAGUCACCCCUACAGCCAAACUGUCAACCCCAAGGGAAACAGCCAGCAAAUCGUCACUCAGUUCCUGGGUCUUUACAAACCUCUGAACAUGGCAAUUCAGCGGGGAGGAGGCGACGCGUUCCUCCGCUGCUCCAAGCAAACAGUCAAGCACGAGCUUGUGUGCAAGUGGAGUGACGGCCAAGAGGGGGCUGGGAAGCUGCCCUGCUCCAGAGCCUUCGGGACCAUGUAUGAACUUGUCACCCAUGUGACAGUGGAGCACGUCGGAGGACCAGAGCACGCAGAAUACGUGUGUCACUGGGAGAAUUGUCCGAGAGACAGGAAGCCUUUCAAAGCCAAAUACAAGCUGGUGAACCACGUCAGAGUCCACACAGGGGAGAAGCCCUUUCCAUGCCCUUUCCACGGCUGUGAGAAAGUUUUCGCGAGAUCAGAGAACCUGAAGAUCCACAAGAGGACCCACACAGGUGAAAAACCUUUCAAAUGUGAGUUCGAGGGCUGCAACAGGAGGUUUGCAAACAGCAGCGACAGAAAGAAGCACUCCCAUGUGCACUCCAGUGACAAACCAUACAUGUGCAAGGUCAGGGGCUGCGACAAGUGCUACACCCAUCCCAGCUCCCUGCGCAAACACAUGAAGCUCCACUGCAACAAGGCCCACGUUGCCAAAAGCGGUCAUGCGCGUCCCGAAGACGAGGAUCGCAGUGCUGAGGGCAGGUCAGCACGGGAUAGGGUCCAGGUCAGCACCCUGCAUCCAACCCAAGAUGUCCGGCUGUCCCCUGAGAGUCCAGACGACUUGACCCCGAGGUCACGUUUCCAUCACACGUUUGACAGCAGUUUGGACUACUCCCCGCACAGGUCACAGCCACUCCUAGACCCUUUGUUGCUGCAGAGAGGCAGCUACAGGUCUCAGUCCUCUCAGUACCCCUGCAGCCAGGCAGGGCAGGCUUUUGCCCAGAGCUCAAGGACUUUCACCUCCGCCUCCCCCUUUCAGAAAAGUAUUGUCAACGGAUGGUAUACAUGUCACACCGGCGUGGACUCCUUCUCUCCAAAGCAGUGUAACAACAUCCCGUCUCUGUGAGAUCUUGAACACAUUAGUGGGCCUCUGUUUUCCCGCUGUAGCCUGAAGCCGUGUCUCUAUUACUCUGUACUUCUUGUGAAUGGUGUUUCAAAUAUUUGUGAUAUGUCCUCAGUCACCCUGUUGAGAGUUACACCUCAAAAUAUGUCCAGCUGUUGUUCACGUUGUGGUGAGGCCUGUUCGGCUGCCUUCAUGGGAGCAACAACAAGGAGCAUGAGUCCAGUUGUUCACCGUGUUGCAUAUUUGUUCAAGUUAUUCAGAAAAGAAGUUCAUGUUCAUUUGAAGUUAUUAUAAUUUGUUCCUUGAAGUAAAUAUGAGAAAAAAACCUUGCUGAAUGUAGCCCUCUCUGUAAGGGUGUUUGUGGAAUGUAAAAUAGAUGUAAUAUAUGUCAGGAUGAAUAGAAAUAUUAUUCAUAACUGUCCUAUGUCCUAAGAGGAGGAAUUAUCUGGAGGAUCUUUUUGCCAUUCAAAUUUGUGAGAUCUAACAAUCCUGCAUUGUGGGCCUGGAGCAUAUUUUGACUGUAAUUAAAUCAGGACAGGCGUGAGACACAAAUACAUAUAUAUGAUCUUUUCUUGAUUCAAUCCACAUUUUUACUGCUUAUUCACAAAACUGUAAUAGGCAUUUACUCUGUAUUAUUUUUAAUUACCAUUUCAUUACAAAGUAAAGUCAGUGUGAGUACUGUGCUCCUGUUAAUGGUGAAACGUCAGCUUCCCUGUACAUAAACGUUCUUGAUAAUUAAUUAUGUGCCCUAUAUUGCAUUAAAGUGUCUAUAUUCUCUUUGA